Molecule: messenger RNA, 10896 nt
Organism: Chara braunii
Lineage: Eukaryota; Viridiplantae; Streptophyta; Charophyceae; Charales; Characeae
Source: the annotation of a GenBank genome assembly
GUGAACCCGUCACUUUUGACGUGUUGGACACCGACUUCGAUGUCUUUUUGGGGAUGCCUUGGCUUUCUAGCGCGGACCACACGGUCAAUUUCCAUCGACGCAUGCUCACGAUUCGUGAUGCAACUGGCGCCGAGGUCCUGUGUACUAUUCCUCCUCCUCGCUCUUCCAUUCCGUGCCAAGUCGUGAGUGCCAAAUCUUUUCGAGACACAUGCCGUUCCGAGCAUGUUGAAGAGAUUGGCAUCGCUUUUCUUCGAACCGUCCCGACGACCGACUCAUCGUCCACGGAUGUGUCUUCCGACCCCCGUGUGACCCGGUUGUUAGACAAGUUCGCGGAUGUUUUUGAGACACCCUCCGGUUUAGUGUUGGACCGGCCGAUCUCCCACGAGAUCAUAUUGAGGCCGGCGUCGUGCCACCAAAGGGAUGCAUUUAUCGCAUGUCCGAGGAGGAGCUCACGGUUCUCCGUGCGCAACUCGACGAUCGACUUGACAAGGGUUGGAUCCGCCCUAGCAGCUCACCUUACGGUGCGCCCGUUCUCUUCGUUCGGAAGAAGAACAAAGGACCUUCGACUUUGCAUUGACUACCGACGCCUCAACGCGCAAACCAUCAAGAACGCGGGGCCUCUACCUCGCAUUGACGAUUUGCUUGAGCGGUUGGGCGGCGCCAAGUACUUUUCGAAGUUGGACCUCAAAUCGGGCUAUCAUCAGAUUUCCAUCCGCCCGCAAGAUCGGUACACAACCGCGUUUAAGACGCGAUAUGGGCAUUUUGAGUGGGUAGUUAUGCCUUUUGGCCUCACCAAUGCCCCGGCCACCUUUCAGGCGGCCAUGACCACCGAGUUUCAUGCUAUGUUGGACCGCUUCGUCUUGGUCUACUUAGACGACAUCCUCGUCUAUAGCCGAACUCUAGAGGAACAUCUCGAGCACCUUCGCCGUGUUCUAGAGACUCUUCGGUCAGCCCGGUACAAAGCUAACCGCGACAAAUGCGAGUUUGUCCGGCAAGAGCUUGAAUACUUGGGCCAUUUUGUCUCUCCGGAAGGUAUUCGUCCGUUGGCGGACAAGAUUCAGGCCAUCCAGGAGUGGCCCGAGCCAAAGAAUGUGACGGACGUCCGAUCCUUCCUCGACUUGGUCGGCUAUUAUCAACGCUUCAUCAAGAGUUACUCGAAGAUCGCGGCCAACCUAAGCAAGUUACAAAGCGAGGAGCGUCCUUUUGACUUCGACAACGAUGCGCGCCAUUCUUUUGAAACACUCAAAGCGACACUCUUAUCCGCCGAGGUGUUACAUAUCUACGACCCGCUUCUAGCUACGCGCGUCACUACCGAUGCGUCGGGCUAUGGCAUUGGGGUCGUCCUUGAGCAACACGAUGGCACAGACUGGCACCCGGUCGAGUACUUUAGCAAGAAAGUACCUCCCGUGCAUUCAAUCGACGACGCACGGAAGAAGGAGCUUCUUGCCUUCGUCCACGCCCUCAAGCGUUGGCGACAUUUCCUCCUUGGUCGGAAAGCAUUCCGAUGGGUAACGGAUAACAAUCCGUUGGUAUUCUACAAGUCGCAAGACACGAUUAACAGUACCAUUGCCCGUUGGAUGGCUUUCAUCGACCAGUUUGACUUUUUCCCCGAUCACAUUCCCGGUAAGUCAAACCGUUUUGCAGACGCCCUCUCACGGCGACCGGAUCUUUGCACCGCAGUCUACUCUACCUUCGAGAUCGACGACGACUUGCGGGAGAGCUUCAUCCGCGGCUAUCAAGCCGACCCUCAUUUUCGCGACAAGUACGCGAAUUGCUCCUCCCCGAAUCCGGUGCCUUCGCAUUAUCGGAUCCAAGAGGGCUACUUGCUUGUGCAUUCACGGGGUAAGGAUCUUCUUUGUGUGCCGAGUGAUUCACACUUGCGCACACGGCUUCUUGGCGAGUUUCACGAUGCGCCCGCCUCCGGACAUUUUGGUGUCAACCGUACACUUGGCCGACUUCGCCAGCGGUUCUAUUGGCCCGACCUUCUUAAGGACGCCACCCGCUAUUGUGAGUCGUGCGAAGUUUGUCGGCGUUGCAAGUCACGCAACCACCGUCCGUUCGGCGAGCUACACCCACUACCAGUACCCCUUGGGCGACGGGAAGCAAUUGCUAUGGAUAUCACCGGCCCCUUCCCGAAGCACAAGACCGGCGUGGAUGGGAUCCUCACGGUCGUCGACCGCCUCACCAAGUACGCCAUGUUUUUGCCUUGCCGCUAUUACGCAAAGGCACCGGAGUUAGCCGAGGUCUUAUACACCGGUUGGAUUCGCUCCAAGGGCUACCCCAAGGAGAUCGUUUGCGACCGGGACACCCGCUUUCUCUCCGACUUUUGGGUCGCCCUCGUCAAGCGAUGGGGCUCAUCUUUGAAGCCGAGUUCGGCUCGCCACCCGCAAACCGAUGGUCAAACGGAAAGGGCGCAUCAGACCGCUCAAGUCCUUCUACGCACUCUCAUCCGUCCCGACCAGGUUGAUUGGGUUGAGCGCUUGCCAGACGUUGAGUUGGCUUACAACUCGUCGAUCCAUCCGGCUAUCGGGAUGUCGCCAUUCGAGUUCGAUCAUGGUUCACCCAUCUCAUCGCCGCUGGACGCCACUUUGCCGCGCACAGCCGAGAGCGACGACCAUCUUGCGUCCUUCGUCGCAUGCAAGAGCUUCUUGUCAAGGCACGGGAUCAGAUGCAAGGAUCCUGUGGUUCCCAAAACCGCCAUUGAGCUGGAGAUUGAGAAGGAGGCGGCGGCUGCAGAGGAAAGCCGCAAGAGGAUUGAGAAGCUGAGGAAAGAGAAGGAUGAAGGAGACCGAAAGGCUCAGAAUGAGGCCAGACGGGCAAUGCUGGCAGAACAUUUCUUGGCCGCUGAAUCUGAUGAAAGAUUCAGUGACACUAACAAGAAGUUGGCUGAGUGGAUCCGUUUGGGGUUCACUUCAAUCAAAGAUGCCCUCACUGCCUGGAUGGACCGGGCUGCUGCAAUAGAAGACCGUUUGACUACAGUUGAAGUCAAACAGUCUUCUAUUUGGGUGACCUCUGAGGCUACCAAGUCUCAGCAGCAGUUACCAGAUUGGGCUGUUGCAGCAGGAUUAGAGACCAUCUUCCAGGGUCUGGAGGCGAGGUUUGCAGACAAAGAGAAGGCCCGCAAAGCUGCAGACGAUCUGGUUAGUCUUGGCCAGACAAAGUACAGGGGUUCGCUGGCCAAGCUCUAUGCAGAAUUAGAGCGCCUCACCUCUACUCCCGGUUUGGAGAUGUCUGACAGGGACCAACUGACCUGGUUCAUCAGGGCAGCUCCUGAGAAAUAUACCACGGCCCUGUACUUUGCAGGACACAAGGAUUGGCGAUCUUUUGGCCGAGCAGCCUUGGACAUGGAGGCAACACUCCACGUUCAGUCCACUCCCCAGAAGGGAGGCAACCCCUCUUCCCAGAGUAGGAGGAAGGGAAAGGGGAACUUGUACGCCAUGGAGUCUGAUGAUGACUCUGCAGGCACUAGCCAGGGGGGAUCUACUCCCCCAGCUGGCCAGGGUGCAGGAGCAUCAGCAGACCAGGCUGCUCAAUUGYUGGYCCAGGCACUGCYAGCCCUCACUGGAGGCAAGCAGUUCCAGGGACAAAAGCCCUCCUCUCCUAAGGGGUCAGGCAAACGCCCCAAUGGUCCCCAACAGCAGAACCUCCCAAAGUUUGCCAAGUGCCCAGCCAGUCCCAUGGACGCUUCCUCUUUUCCUUGGAGGGACCUGGAAAUCCCAGAGGGCGUAUGGCAAAAGAGGAAGGACAGGGGGGUCGGUCUGAGAACCAGGAUCAAAGCCUUGCUUGACUGUGGGGCCACAAGGAACUUCAUCUCGCAGAAUGGAGUUCAGAGACUCCACUUGGGUCUCAAGGUUACUGACCUUGAGCACCCUUUGGAGAUACAGGUUGUUGGUCGAGUAAUCGAAUUACAGUUCAAGCAAAGUGAGAGGCCGGUGAAUGUUCUGUGCAAUGGUUAUCGCAAGCGGAGUCCAGCAUACCGGACUCUUCCAAGAUCUAUGGCAUGCCUCAGGGGGGUGGAAAGCAUUUUCGACAAUUCAGUUGUGAACAUGAUUGUGAGAUCGACCGCAUGGCAAAUUCUUCUAUCAAGGAUUGGGCAUUCCAUGUUGCUGUAUCUUCUCUCCCGUUGUGUCAUUUUCAUGCCUCUUCCUCACGGAUCAUUCUUGCAAGUGGCAGGACCUGCGAUUACAACUGCUGUACAGCAAUUUCGGCACACAAGAAUUGCAAGGAAACACUCCCUUGAGCAAAAAUGUUUUUGUGCAGGAGGAAACACAAGACAUGGCAAUGGAUUAGAUUAUCAAUCAGAGAAUUCUGGUGGUCACAGGCCUGGUUCUGUUGCUCUGGGUGAAGGGAUGACUGUGACAAAUAGGUCUAGAAAUGUCUGGGAAGAAGAAGGGCUUAAAAGAGGAAAGAAGAGGAGAAGGACAACUAUGAUGGAGGAAGAAGGGGUCAAGAAGAGCAAACAGGCAGCUGUGACGGAGGAAAAGAAAAAGGGAAAAACAAGGGGGAAGCACGGUGCUUCAGACGGCAGAAGCAUUGCUAACAGAGGAUCUGGUCACAGAAGCAGUGAAACCCAGGGUAUAGAUCGACAACCUGUAGACUCCAAGGUGGAGAGUGGCAGUAAUUCAGGGGAACCUCCGGCAAGGAUAAGUGAGCCAUGCCUCCAACAGAUCUGUAAAGGAAAGAAACGAGCACGGCCUACUAAGCAUAUUCGGAAAAGAAGGCAAAGGAGAAUGAAUGAAAACUCAUCUGCAUCAAAGCCAAUGGAUGUGGAUGAGAAAGUUGAAAAUGUCACAGAUAGCCAAGCCUUCAAAGUGAGAUUUUGUCUCCAGGUGGCUACCAACGGAGCAGAUUGUGUGGAACAAAGUGAGAAUGAUCUCAGAUCAGCAGAUGAGAGGCAUGGUGGUCUAUGGAAAGCUGUUGGGAGGAUGAAUGUGGAAAGCGAAGCGGAAACGGUAGUGGAAACAGGGAAAGAAAUCACAAGAGGAACGGAAAUGUUAAGAGGGUCAGGUACCAAAAUGGUAAGAGGAGUGGGAAUGGGGAUAGUAAGAGGCAUGGGAACAGAAACGGGAAUUGUAGCAGAUGUUACAAAAACACAAGCUUCUACUGGGGUGUUGAAAAGGAGUGCAGAGGGAAAGGGAGCACGAAAAAGGACAGGAACAGGAAAGACAACAGGAAAAAGAAUGGAACCAGGAACAGAAACAGAGUCUAGAACAGCAGGAUUGGAACCAGGAACAAAAAUAGAGUCUCAAACAGAAACAGCAGGAGUGAAACCAGGAGCAGUAACAGAGUCUGGAGUGCAACCAGGAGCAGAAAGAGGUCCUAGAACAGAAGCAGGAAUGGAACCAGGAACAGAAACGAAGUCUGGCACAGAAACAGGAGUGGAGCCAAUGAGAGUAAUGGAGUCUGGAAGUCAACUGUCUUCUGCUCCACAGGCAACAGGGAAAAUCGCCAUUGGUGUAGCUUCAAUUUCUGAACCUAUGAUCCAAGGAGUACAAGGAAAGUCCCCGGGAGGAACCCAAGAAGGAAGUUGGAGAUUUCGAGAACAAGAGUUGGCAGAACAGCAUAUAGGAAGGGAAGGAGAAACGGAAACGGCUGUCGGGAGCUUCAGAAGUGGAGCAGCGUUCAAGCAUACUACAAAUCGUGAUGAGAGAAUCUCUCCAGCAGCACGAGUUUUCCCACGGUCGUUCAUCUUCUACAGCAACACAUAUCCACAACGAGCCGGGUUUCCUGCAAAACGUAUCCGCUCUGAAGAGGAAAGUAUUGUUGGGUUGGUUCCCUACCUGCGUUUUCCCUCCCUACCCACCCUUUGCAUGCAUUUCCAAGUUGGUACUGUGCCACGUCAGCAGUGCCAUGUCAGCAGUGCCACGUCAGCAGUGCCACGUCAGCCACAGUGCCACGUCAGCAGUGCCACGUCAGCAGUGCCACGUCAGCCACAAUGCCACGACAGCAGUGCCACGUCAGCAGUGCCAGGACAGUCACAGUGCCACGUCAGCAUGACGGGUCCAGCAAUGGGCCUGCCAGGCCAACUGGCCAAUGAGUCCAUUGCAAACUACAAACAGCGCUUCCAGGCUCAGCUCGCUUUCAUCGAGGCUGAGGAACAACGCCAGCUGGCAGCCGAGGCUGCCCGCCUACAGGCUGAAGCAGCGGCGACAGCAGAGAAGCUGCGGCUACAGGCCGAAGCAGACGCAGAUGCCCAGGCUCGCCGCAAGGAAGCCCAGGAUCUGCUGCAGCGGCAUGAAGCCAACAGCAUCGAGAGACUCAAGUUCUGGCACUUUGAACCGAACGGCGAUGACACAACACCGGAAGAGCAGCAUAAGGAGUUCCUCUCCAAACUCGUGACACGGUUGUUGUACGCUUGCAACUACCAACAGUCCGAGUUAGAGAGACAGAACCAGGAACUGCAGCAACAGUACCAGGAUCUGAAGACACAGCACCAGGAGUUGGCGAACCUCCGCCGGAUAGUGCAGAGCCACGAGGAUGCAACACGGGCACUCAAUUCCCGUGUACUGGACCUGGAACAGGCUGUACCAGGACCAGAUGCUGGGGCUUCCAGCAGUGCACCCUCUAGCCGCCAACUGGAGGAACGCGUUGACCACGUAGUGGCAAUGCUGGGCGACAUCAGCACCUUCGCGGCGCCAACCACCAUCAGCAGCCAGCUGGACACGUUGAAGACCGAGGUCCAGCAACUGCAGUCGACGAACUCGGAUGGCAAUCCAAAGGUGUACAAGAUGCCAACUUUCCAACUGGAAAAGUUCGACGACUACACACAUCAGGAUCCGGUCCUUUGGUGGGAAGCAUUCACGACGCAACUGCGGAUUUUGCCUGUAGCCAAGCACGCGUACAUCGACGCCCUGUUUCUUAACUCAAAGGGCGGAUGCCAGACCUGGUUGACCCACCUGGCAGCCACCCACGGCGUCGACGUCGCGGAUCUGAAAGACAAGAUUACAUGGGAAGAGUUAACACGGCUAUGGAAGAAGCGGUUCAGCGUCGACGACGCACCAGCACUCGCCAUUAACCGUCUCUUCACCAUGUCUCAAGGCAACACAACAACACGUGACUGGCUCACGGAAUGGCAGAAGAUCGCGGUCGUGCCCGAUCUGGACUUACCAUUCACGCAUCUACGCAGUGAGUUCUACAACAGGUCAUGCGCUGCGCUGAGCCAGGCACUUGGUGAUCGCGAGCAGUAUACCACUUUCGCCGAGAUCAUUGACAAGCCGAGAGAGAUCAUCAAGACCAACAGGGCAGCUGCACACGAGAAGUCAACGUGGCAGCCGACCUAUGUGGAGAAGGUAAAGACUGGUCCGCGACCGCAACACUUCGCUGCAGUCCAAUCGGACAGUGGAGAAGACCCAGCAGCCACUCCAGCAUCACGUGACGAAGAUCAGGUGGCUGUUGUCCAGCCGCGAAGCAACAACAAGUCCCGGAACAAUGGGAAGGCGAAACCAGCAUCGCAAGCCGGAAAUGGACAGCCAGCACCAUGGGUCAAGUUUAGCUUGACCGAGGCGGAGUACAAGUACCGCUGCCGCUACGGGAAGACGCAACCUACGCAAGUGACACUCACGGACGGCCACACGCAAAAGUCGAUUGCCCGAUGCAUUGACGGUGUCCCGGUAUACUUUGCGCCCCUUGCGUGCGAGCCGGUGUCUUUUGACAUCCUCGACACCAAGUUUGACAUGAUUUUAGGCAUGUCUUGGUUGCGUAGCGCCGAUCAUCCGGUGAACUUUCAUGACCGAACCUUUCACGUCCGUGAUCGGAACGGAGUGUUAGUCCCAUGUACGGUCGCGACCCCUCAUACUUCGAUUGCUUGUCACGUGGUUUCCGUUGCGAGAAUUCGCGACGCUAUAGCUCGGAACGACGUAGAGGAGAUGGGUCUUGUGUUUUUACAUGCUCUCCCCUCGCCGGACGGACCAGCCGCGUCACCGCCGGACCCACGCAUUACUCACCUCUUGGACGGGUAUGGAGACAUCUUCGAGGCUCCCACCGGAACGGUUCCGGAUCGGCCCAUACAUCACGGGAUCACUCUCGAGGCUGGUGCCGUCCCUCCGCGUGGAUGCAUUUACCGCAUGAGCGAAGAGGAACUCGAGGUGCUUUGCGCACAACUCGAUGACCUUCUCGACAAGGGCUGGAUUCACCCUAGUUGUUCGCCAUACGGUGCACCGGUUCUCUUUGUCCGGAAGAAAAACAAGGACCUACGGCUGUGCAUCGACUAUCGAAAACUUAACGCACAAACCGUUAAGAAUGCCGGCCCUCUCCCUCAGAUUGAUGAUCUCCUCGAGCGGUUGGGCGGCGCGACGUACUUCUCGAAGUUGGACUUGAAGUCGGGUUACCACCAGAUUGAAAUCCAGCCUCAAGAUCGGUACAAGACCGCUUUCAAAACGCAGUACGGGCAUUUUGAGUGGGUCGUGAUGCCAUUUGGACUCACCAAUGCCCCGACAACCUUCCAAGCAGCCAUGACAACGGAGUUCCGAGACUUGCUCGAUCGUUCCGUCCUCAUCUACCUCGAUGAUAUCUUGGUCUAUAGUAGGACGCUUGACGAGCACCUCGUACACCUUCGUGUGGUGUUGGAUCGUUUGCGAGCAGCCAAGUACAAAGCAAACAGCGACAAGUGCGAAUUCGCCAAACAAGAGGUUGAGUACUUGGGCCAUUAUGUGACGCCGAAAGGCAUUCGUCCCUUAGCGGACAAGAUCCAAGCCAUCGUGGAUUGGCCGGAACCCCGUUGCACGACGGACGUACACUCUUUCAUGGGUUUGGCUGGAUACUAUCAGCGCUUCAUCGAGUCUUCCUCCAAAGUGGCACCCCCUUUGUCGAGACUUCAGUCCCCGAAGGUACCAUUCGAGUUCGACGACGCAGCUCGUGGCGCGUUCAAUACGUUGAAACCGGCAAUGCACGAAGCACCGGCCCUCCAUAUCUUUGAUCCCACCCUACCCACCCAAGUGACUAUGGAUGCUUCCGGCACGAUUGGUCGAUGGAUGUAUUACAUCAACCAGUUGGACUUUGAGCCGUGCCACAUUCCUGGUCCCGCCAAUCGAGCAGCGGACGCCCUCUCACGACGGCCCGAUCUUUGUGCCCUUGUGACCACGACGUUCAACCUCAACGACGAUAUGCAACAGCAUUUCGUCAACGGCUACAAGUCCAAUCCGACGUACUCUACGCUUUAUGCGGACCUAUCAUCGGAUCACCCGCCGUCUGGUCAUUAUCGUAUCUCCGAUGGGUUCCUACUUCUCCACACGAGAGGGAAGGACUUGUUAGUGGUGCCCCAAGACCGCAUCUUACGGACUCGUCUUCUCGGCGAAUUCCACGACACACGACUUUCGACACACCUUGGCGUGACCCGCACAUUGGCUCGCCUCCGCCAACUUUUUCACUGGUCCGACGUUCUUCAUGACGUCACAAGGUACAUUGAGUCAUGCGCAGUUUGCCAUCGUAACAAAGGUCGAUCUACGGUCCCUUAUGGCGAACUGAAACCGAUGCCGAUUCCUCGGGCACCUCGCCUCUCCAUUGCUAUGGAUGUUACAGGCCCGUUCCCCCGCGAUCGCCUCGGUCAUGACGACAUUCUCACGGUCGUUGACCGUUUGAGCAAGUAUGCUCGUUUUCUUCCAUGCAAGUAUCGCGCUACAGCCCCCGAGCUCGCCCGACUCUUGCACUCCGGCUGGAUUACCGCCCAUGGUGUUCCGAAAGAUAUUGUGAGCGACAGAGACACUCGCUUCAUGUCUGCCUUUUGGACUUCCCUCAUGACAGAGUCCGGUUCGACUUUGAAGCCGAGUUCCGCACGGCACCCGCAGACGGAUGGACAGUCGGAACGAGCGCAUCAAACCGCUCAAAUGAUGUUGCGUACACUCAUCCGUCCCGACCAGAAGGACUGGGUUGACCGGCGUCCCGACAUCGAGUUCGCCUAUAACACUUCGGUGCAUCCGGUGAUCUGCGUCACUCCAUUUGAGUUACCUCACGGUGGAGAGAAGGCCCGAAUCUUCGCCGAUCUUCUUCUACCACGGGCCGCCGACAUAGACGUCGCUUGCUCUCCCGCUUCCGUCCGGAAGUACCGGGACUUGCUGAUCAAAGCCCGCGCGAACAUGCAAAAGGCUCAAAUCCGCAUGCAGCAGCAAGCCAACCGACGUCGACUCCCAUGUCCUUUCCACGAGGGAGACCUUGUUUGGGUCCUCGCUGAGGAAUUCGCGCUCGAGCAGGACGUCACGCAAACUCCUCCCGAAAUGGUUUGGACCAUGGAAGGUGUGUCUCUUAGGCGUGUUUGGAUCCAGGAUAAUCUUUUCAAGGUCAUUCCUCUGCUGAAGAAGAUGAUUGUGAGGACCAAACGCUGCCCGUAUGGCAAAUUCCUGAGUCGACAUUGUCCUUUGCCGUCCUGUCUUCCACGAUCUGGCUCGGAGGAUUGCCAAGUGGUUGAUAAGCAUCAGCCAGAUGAGACCAUCGAAGUGGAGGUCGAAACCCGGCCCAUGCAGAUUGCAAAGAUUCAGAACAGUGAUGCAGCAGGCAGUGGUCACCUUGGCAUUGUGAGUCAGAGAAGCACAGAGGUACAUGCCUCGCGUCCAUCAUCCGAGAACGCACCAUCGGGGGAAUCUGGAGGCAAUGCUGUCCAUGUGGAGUGGAAUGAGGAGGACGCUGCCGCCGAUGAUGAAAUGGAGGAAUGGGACAUGCACAAGUUAGAAAGAGAAGAAGGGGAGCAAGGAACAAUGGCCUCUCAAGACAGCAGCUUAGCGGAGUCCAAGGUAGGGGACUCAAUGGUAGGAGAAACAGACACAUACCCACCAGGCAGUUCAGCAGAAGAGGACCAGAGCUCACCCCCCCUUCCCCCCAAACUGAUCCUCUGAGAAGCAACAGCUCUGAUGAUGGGUCUGCAUAAUGCAAGAUGGAUAGGAUCUGUAAUAAAUCCAACUCACAAGG